UGUCACUGCGAUGAUGGCGCUGCAGCUGAAGAACGGGGAUGCAGCGUACUACCAGAGUGCGGAAUAUUGCAGACAUUACACUUCGCCUCCCGUAAACUACGGUGACAGCAGGCAUUAUCUUGCCCGUUUGCCAGGACCAGAGACCAUGUUGAAGCCCCCUAUGAGUCUCUUCAGCCUCCCCCAUCAGCCUUUUCACCAUAUGGAUUCUCUGCACCAGCUGAGACCCCCACCAAUGGCGCCUACACAGACUCUUGGCCCGCCACCCCUUGCCCCUGCUCAGGCACUUGGACCUCCUACUAUGCUACCUACCCAGACUCUUGGGCCCCCGCCUCCUCACGUGUUAAGACAUCCCCUUAUUGCCCCCCCACACAGCUUAGGCCCCCCUCCAAUGGCCCCAACACAGCCAAUGGGGCCUCCACCAAUGGCACACACCUUGGGUCCCCCACCUGUAGAUCAUACACACGCAAUAGUGCCUCCAAACAUGGACUUUAUACAACCGUUGGGGCUUCCACCUUUAAACCUUGCACAGGCCCUGGUGCCUCCACCUGUAGUGGGACCCGGAGCCGGAAGAUUUUCCCUCCCUCCAAGCCCCAUGUGCUCCCCUCCUCCAAUGGGCCCAGACCCUUCACACCUGCCCCCAAUGCCCCCACGACCAGCCCUAAUCCCAGCCCAGAUGUCCUGUCUCCUCCCUGGCCCUCUCCUGGGUCAGGCAGCCCCAGCCAGCGAGCUGCCCCAGGAUGAGGGCUCUCUGCUGGGGAUGGAGGAGCAGGACGACUCACUGGGGGAACUCUGCAAACCACUGUACUGUAAACUCUGCAACGUGACCCUCAACUCUGCUCAGCAGGCGCAGGCGCACUACCAGGGAAAGAACCACAAUAAGAAGUUGAGAAAUUUCUAUGCUAGCAGUCAGCAGCCUCCAGCCACCAGGAUACCAGAGGUCCUCGAGGCGGCUGGCCAGACAUCCCUCAGCUCAGGACCAAACGACAGUGACGCAGGCAGACAGGCACAGUAUAAGGGAGCGACCCGGGUCAUCUUGGCCACAGAGAAUGACUAUUGUAAGCUGUGUGACGCCUCCUUCAGUUCACUGGCAGUUGCACAGGCCCACUACCAGGGCAAGAACCACGCCAAGAAACUACGACUCGCUGAGGCCCAACAAAACUCCAGUAACCUGGAGAGCAGCAAUGAGGCGGCCCCAAGAAGGAACAGGAAAGAUGGCAGUGAGUACAGACUGGUGAAGAACCGCCGCAGCCCACAGCUACCUGCUUCUAUGCCGGGGCCGUACUACAACCCGAGACCGAGGCAGCGCAUCCCCAGGGACUUGGCCAUGUGCGUGACUCCCAGCGGACAGUUCUACUGCUCCAUGUGUAACUGCGGAGCCGAGCAGGAGCCCGACUUCAGGCAGCAUCUUGAGAGCAAGCAGCACAAAGCAAAAGUGUCUGAGCUAAGAUACCGCCACGAGAUGGAGAACCUCGGCUACAGCUAAGAGACACAAGAGGAGAGUGGUCGGGGAGAUAACAGAAAGAGAGUAGAUUGACAGAGAAUAAGUGGGAGACAAAAAGAGAAGACCAAAGUGCAGGAGGGCAAAUACUUCCCUCUGUUAAAGGGGAACAUUCAGAGAAGAGAUUAGCACACAUGGCCUCAAGGUCUUGUUGCAAUUCAUUUGAUACGCUUAAAUCCUCAUAUUUAGCAUAAUGCUCCACAAUAUGAAGCUUCAAUGAGAUUUGAUGGAUUUAUUGGAUCCAGGUAUUACUCUUGAAAUGAUGUCUGUAUAUUGAGGCUUGUAACAUGUUUGCAGAUAACAGACAUGUAAAAACGAAUACAGAUUUUCGAUGCACAAGUCCUUUAUUUAGGCUCUGAGUCAGAUACAGUUUGAGACACUCCACUCUGUCUCAGUCUCCUCUGAGGCUUUGAGUGGGUUGCAUUGUGACUCAGGAGGCAGGUAAAUGCAAAUGGAUUGCAAGUAAAUCUUGAGCUUGAUCAGGCUGCAGGAAAAGGACUAGUGGUGCACAGAAAGCCAACAUCCCAGGAGAGGAGGCACAUUUGGUACAUGCACAGGGUUAAAGCAUUUACAAAGAAUGCAAAAUGUGGAAAAUAGCAAGAAACUGUUUGGUAGACUGUUUUGGUACUUGAAGAAUUGAAAAAAACACACGUGGUCAGACAUGUGUCCUCGUUGGGAUAACAAUCAACGCUGAGGACAAAGUUUGAGCCCUACAGGUAUUUUUUACAGGCCCUACAGAAGGGUCUUCAGGGCCACUUAUAGUGACCACCAUAAGCCACAAAUUCAACAUCUUUUUAACCUGACACAGGUUAUAAAUCCAAAGCUAAUUCAUAAAAAAACAAAGCACAACAAACAACAUCCUCUGUUAUAAACAGUGUUACAUGAAUCUAUAAGCCUUAGCCGACUUGUUAGCGGUUUUCUGGCGUGUUUCAGGCUGGAGGCUACAUCCUGGCUAGCCUUGUUUGUGCCUUUAGUGAGAAUUAGGCUAAAGAGUAAACUUUGGCUAGCCAUUUUGACAUAUAGUGGAAACCAAUCAAUGCUACUGAUUGGAUUUUUCUAUAAUCUGUGUCGCCUCUUUUAUUAUGAUAAAUCCACAUUAUGUAAAUAUUCUCAAAUGACAUUAAAGACGUACAUUUAGGAUAAUAUACAUGAAUAUUAUUUAAUCCUUUGGUUAAUGUUAGCCUAGAAUACAUUGUAAAUACUCAUCUAUCUCAUUUAAUUAUGAUCAGGAUCUUGUGUGCACUGACUGAAUGUCUCUCAGUACUGUUUGUGUGUGGAUGUUACUGUAGGCCCUUUAUAGCACUUUGGGCGAUGCCCUUGUUCAUUGCUAAAGUACCAUCUGUCUUGUUAAAAGCUGCUAGUCUCAUUAUUGUGACUGUGCCGGAGGAGAAGCUGUCUCUGAAGCUUCUUUUGAGGCAGAGUUCAAGCUUUAUCUCUUUCUAGUCAACUCAGCCAAACUGGCAUUGUGAUAGGAAGAAAUGUGACAAUAGAUCGGGAGUGAUGCAGAGAGCUGAAAGCAUUUGACUUAACUUUUAAUUAGAUUGCAAAUGAACAUGUUGAAGAGCUCAUGGAUGUUUUGGGUUGUAAGACACUCCAUUUAAUUCUCCCAACCAAUCGCAAUUCCCACAGGGGACAUUAACAGAUUUUAAUGCAGUGUGACGUGGCUGCAGACAACUCACGUGGAUUUUAUCGGAAUUUUUGUAAUGUUUUCUGUUGUUUUUAUAACUGACCCAGGUAGAUGCUUUUUUCAGUAUUCAACCCAUCCUGAAAACAUCAAUUGUGUAAUCGGAAUCAAAUUAGAUGUUCUCUUUCUGUUUAUUCGAUUAUCUGUUCCAGCUCAGUAGUGCUGAGCUGAACACAGCGCUGUGACUAAGUAUUUGGAGCAACUCUAUUAAGUAGUCAAUGUAUUAUUGUUUGA
Trematomus bernacchii (emerald rockcod) is the source of this 3416-nucleotide messenger RNA. RefSeq names its product zinc finger, matrin-type 3 (gene zmat3). Lineage: Eukaryota; Metazoa; Chordata; Actinopteri; Perciformes; Nototheniidae. The transcript is spliced from 6 exons. The record is from RefSeq and is a predicted model, not a curated record. The coding region runs from base 11 to 1483 and encodes 490 amino acids. Gene Ontology annotation, molecular function: zinc ion binding; nucleic acid binding.